Molecule: messenger RNA, 1240 nt
Organism: Olea europaea var. sylvestris
Lineage: Eukaryota; Viridiplantae; Streptophyta; Magnoliopsida; Lamiales; Oleaceae
Product: dnaJ homolog subfamily C member 2
Exons: 1
Coding region: 19-990 (323 amino acids)
Biological process (GO): regulation of translational fidelity; 'de novo' cotranslational protein folding
Cellular component (GO): cytosol
Molecular function (GO): Hsp70 protein binding; ribosome binding
Source: RefSeq, a predicted model, not a curated record
GAGUCUCGAGUUUUGACCAUGGAGUUCCUCGAUGAAUAUGACAGUAGACCCAGAUUCCAAUUCCAAUCUAAACCAUUACCCGAAUCCUCCAACGCCACCGAUCCUGACACAAAUCAUCCUUCUAUUCGCAGGACUACCCUUCUCAUCUCCCUAUUUCUUUCCAUUUCCAUUUUCAGUCUUGCAUUCCUUUGCUUCAAUUUUGAACCCGUCAAAUCCAUCCUUCUGUGGGUUUCUGUUUCCCUUCUUCUGGGCCCCUUUGCCCCUUCCUCCCUCACUGCGGGCAAUAUCCGCGUUGGCCUUGGUCCCGUUCUUAAAGAUUUGCCUGAAAUUCCCGACGAAACUGUUGAGAAAAUCAAUAGGAAAUCGACGAAAUCACAAAAGAGAUCGCCAGAAGAUGCUGUAAAACUUGAUGGGUCUUUGGGGAAAUCCAUAAUUGUUGCUGAUUCUUCUUUGAAUUUGGAGAAAAAUGAGGGGAUUGAUAGUGGGUCUACUACGAAUUUUGAGAAAAUCGAGGAAGGGAAGUGGAGUGUGGCGGAUGAGGAGUUGCUGAAGAAGUUAAUGGUGAAGCAUCCGGUGGGGAAGCCGGGGCGAUGGGAGGCGAUAGCUGAGGGUUUGAAGGGGAAACAUAAAGUGGAUAGUGUGAUAAAGAAGUCUAAAGAAAUGGCUGAGAGGAAAGUGAGCGAUGAGGAUUCUUACAAGAAGUUUUUGAUGGAUCGGAAGCCAAUGGAUAAGCGAGGUUCUGAUGAGCAAAGUGUUGGAAUUGGAGCAACAAACAAUAACGAGGGAGGGAGAGGAGAAAGUGAGUGGACUGAUGGAGAUGAUUUAGCAUUGCUUAAUGCUUUGAAAGCGUUUCCGAAGGAUGUGGCAAUGAGAUGGGAGAAGAUUGCUGCUGCUGUACCGGGGAAGACCAAAGCUUCAUGUAUGAAGAGGGUGUCGGACUUGAAGAGGGAUUUCCGAAGCUCUAAGGCUUCCUCUGUUGAGGCCUCUUAGAUUGAGGAGGUGAAUUUGUGUUACAUUUAUACAUUUCUAUGUUGAAAAUCAAUAGACAAUAAAUAUUGUUUUAAUGCGAGAAGGAGUACUGAGAUCUGUUUGUUUGAGUUGAUCAGAUUAGAUGAGAUUAUAUACAAUAUCAAAUUCAAGACCAUAUAUAAGUUAAAUGAGUAAUUUCAUGAAUGACUUGACCAUUCACGAUUUAAGAUUGUAUUCGUUUCUUAGGGAUUGGAACUUAUCUUGUUUCGCU